GUUAUUCGUUUCCUUGGGGAUUGAGAAUACUCAAUUCAAUGAAUCAUCACUAACUCCUUUCUCUCUCUCUCUCCUCAUUGAACUUCUCUUUUCUGGUGAGGGUGGUUAAUGUGAUCUUCUUGGGUUUAUAAAUCCCAAUCUUCCUUGUACUUGAUUUGCUCUACUUGAGGGUACUUGAUCUCUCUUGUUGACAAGAUGGGUGAUAAGAAAGGUUUCGAUGAUCUUGAAGGAAUUAAAAAUGAGACUGUUGAUUUGGAAAAAGUUCCAAUUGAGGAAGUGUUUGGGCAGUUGAAGUGCAGCAGAGAAGGCUUAAGUACAGAUGAGGGAGCCAACAGGCUUCAAAUCUUUGGGCCCAACAAACUGGAAGAGAAGAAGGAAAGCAAAUUCCUCAAAUUUCUUGGGUUCAUGUGGAAUCCACUGUCAUGGGUCAUGGAAGCCGCAGCUAUAAUGGCAAUUGCGCUGGCUAAUGGUGGUGGAAAGCCCCCGGAUUGGCCGGACUUUGUUGGUAUCAUUUGCUUGCUCGUAAUCAACUCCACUAUCAGUUUCAUUGAAGAAAACAAUGCCGGAAAUGCUGCAGCAGCUCUCAUGGCUGGUCUUGCUCCCAAAACUAAGGUACUGAGGGAUGGUCGAUGGAGUGAGCAGGAUGCUGCAAUUUUGGUUCCAGGAGACAUUAUCAGUAUCAAAUUGGGAGAUAUUGUCCCUGCUGAUGCUCGUCUUCUUGAGGGCGAUCCGUUGAAGAUUGAUCAAUCUGCCCUAACAGGUGAAUCACUCCCUGUGACCAAGAAUCCUUAUGAUGAAGUUUUCUCUGGUUCAACUUGCAAACAAGGUGAGAUUGAAGCUGUUGUUAUCGCCACCGGCGUUCAUACCUUCUUUGGAAAGGCAGCACAUCUUGUAGACAGCACCAACCAGGUUGGGCACUUCCAAAAAGUCCUCACUGCCAUUGGAAACUUCUGUAUUUGUUCCAUUGCUGUUGGAAUGGUGGUGGAGAUUAUUGUCAUGUACCCAAUUCAAAAGAGGAAGUAUAGGGACGGCAUCGACAAUCUCUUGGUUCUCCUAAUCGGAGGCAUUCCAAUUGCUAUGCCAACCGUUUUAUCGGUCACAAUGGCUAUUGGAUCGCACAGGCUGUCACAACAGGGUGCCAUCACAAAGAGAAUGACUGCCAUUGAGGAGCUGGCUGGUAUGGAUGUCCUCUGCAGUGAUAAAACAGGAACUUUGACGCUGAACAAGUUGACCGUCGACAAAAACUUGAUCGAGGUGUUUGCAAAAGGCAUUGAUAAGGAACAUGUUCUGCUUCUUGCUGCAAGGGCAUCAAGGACUGAAAAUCAGGACGCCAUUGAUGCUGCCAUUGUUGGUACGCUUGCAGAUCCAAAAGAGGCUCGAGCCGGAAUUAGAGAGGUGCAUUUCUUUCCUUUCAAUCCUGUGGACAAGAGGACUGCUUUGACUUAUACUGACGCUGAGGGAAAUUGGCAUAGAGCUAGCAAAGGUGCCCCUGAACAGAUCUUAACCCUUUGCAGUGCCAAGGAGGACCUAAAGAAAAAGGUUCAUGGUAUGAUUGAUAAGUUUGCAGAACGUGGGUUGCGGUCAUUGGCCGUUGCAAGACAGGAAGUUCCUGCAAAAUCGAAAGACAGUCCUGGUGGUCCAUGGCAAUUUGUUGGAUUGCUCUCCCUAUUUGAUCCUCCCAGGCAUGAUAGUGCAGAGACCAUUCGCAGGGCUCUCCAUCUUGGAGUAAAUGUGAAGAUGAUUACCGGUGAUCAACUUGCCAUUGCUAAGGAGACUGGCCGAAGGCUUGGAAUGGGAACAAACAUGUACCCAUCUGCUUCUUUACUUGGUCAACAUAAGGAUGAAUCAAUAGCUGCACUUCCUAUAGAAGAGUUGAUUGAGAAGGCAGAUGGUUUUGCUGGUGUAUUUCCAGAGCACAAAUAUGAAAUAGUGAAGAAGUUGCAGGAGAGGAAGCACAUUUGUGGGAUGACAGGAGAUGGUGUGAAUGAUGCCCCUGCUUUAAAGAAGGCAGAUAUUGGAAUUGCAGUUGCUGAUGCUACUGAUGCUGCAAGAAGUGCUUCUGAUAUAGUGCUCACAGAACCAGGGCUCAGUGUUAUCAUCAGUGCAGUGCUGACCAGUAGAGCUAUUUUCCAAAGGAUGAAAAAUUACACAAUAUAUGCAGUCUCCAUCACUAUACGUAUUGUGUUUGGCUUUAUGCUUAUUGCCUUGAUAUGGAAGUUUGACUUCUCUCCAUUCAUGGUUUUGAUCAUUGCCAUCCUGAAUGAUGGAACUAUUAUGACCAUAUCAAAGGACAGAGUGAAGCCAUCUCCAUUGCCCGAUAGUUGGAAAUUAAGAGAGAUCUUUGCCACUGGCAUUGUUCUCGGAGGCUAUUUGGCGUUGAUGACAGUCAUAUUCUUCUGGAUAAUGAGAGAUACUACCUUCUUCUCAGAUAAAUUUGGUGUUAAACAUCUGAAGGAUAGCCCUAAAGAAAUGAUGGCUGCUGUAUACCUGCAAGUGAGUAUUGUGAGCCAGGCUCUGAUUUUUGUGACUCGAUCUCGUAGCUGGUCCUAUGCUGAACGCCCUGGACUGCUGCUAAUGAGCGCAUUUGUAAUUGCACAGCUGGUGGCAACUAUAAUAGCUGUAUAUGCAAACUGGGGAUUUGCAAAAAUCAAAGGAUUUGGUUGGAAAUGGGCUGGUGUGGUCUGGCUUUACAGUAUUGUCUUCUAUGUGCCACUUGACGUAAUAAAAUUCGCCAUUCGAUACAUCUUAAGUGGGAAGGCUUGGCUUAAUCUGCUAGAGAACAAGACUGCUUUCACCACCAAGAAAGAUUAUGGCAAAGAGGAGAGAGAAGCUCAAUGGGCUCUUGCCCAGAGGACUUUACAUGGUCUUCAACCUCCAGAACCAGCCAAUAUCUUUAAUGAGAAGAACAGCUACAGAGAACUGUCUGAAAUUGCUGAACAGGCAAAGAGGCGAGCCGAGGUUGCAAGGCUUCGAGAACUGCACACGCUCAAAGGGCACGUUGAAUCAGUGGUGAAGCUGAAAGGUCUGGACAUUGAAACCAUUCAACAGCACUAUACAGUUUAAGAAGCUGAAGAAAUUCUACAUGAGAGGGACUGAGCUCAACAAACACCAAGAUCAAGAAGAGAAAGAAGCCCUUACCAGAUAAAACUUUCUGGACAAGGGGAAUAGUCAAGUGCUAAAAUUUCCGUGUAUUUAAUAUUUCCUCUCUUAUGUAUCUCAAGUGCCCCCCAGGAAGGGUUCUUUUAUGUUUUCUCCGUCUUUAGCAUGAAGUAACAUAAUCUAUGACACACUCUUUCCACUUUAAUCUUCUUUUCCUUGCUUUCUUUCAUGCCUUAAUGUGCCUGUUUUGUUCUGUC
Ilex paraguariensis (yerba mate) is the source of this 3356-nucleotide messenger RNA. The record is from the annotation of a GenBank genome assembly. Lineage: Eukaryota; Viridiplantae; Streptophyta; Magnoliopsida; Aquifoliales; Aquifoliaceae.